AUGAAAACUUCAGUCAACCUCGCCCAAGGAGGCCCAUCUCCUGCCUUUUUCAAAGAAUGGUGCUACAAUUUCCUCUGCUCAGGAGAGGUUGAUUUCAGCUGUCUGUCUAAGGAGGAUGUUGCAGAUGUGGAAUCUUCCCUGCUCAUCCGCAAAGUUGAAGAUGCAGCAGACAUACAGUCUCUGAUGAUGUGGGCUGAUGAAAUUGUCAGCUGUGGAUACACAAACCAGAUAAAGAUGGAUAGUAAGGAAAGCAUGAUCCGUGCUAUUGUCUUACACUCUACAACAAGACUGAUUCCAAUGCUACAGCAGCUCCGAAAGGGCAUGGAACUGUAUGGUCUUGUGAACCUGAUGGCUGUAAAUCCUGAAGCUUGCCACAGUUUGUUUGUUCCUGGGAAAAUCCUCAAACCAGACGCUGAUUUCAUUAUGAUGAGCUGCCAACCACAUUUCAGUGAAAAAGGGACAUCUAGGGAGAGAACUGAGAGGAAGAUCAUAAAUUUUUUGCAAGAUUUCUUGCAGGAGAUUGAAGUAUCAGAUGGAAACACAGGCGGUGCAGGUGGUGAAAAAUCAGAGUCUCUUGCUGUCCACCAUGUGCUCCAGUGGAUGACCGGCCAGUCCCAUGUUCCCAUCCUUCCUGAUGAAAAGAGACAUUUCAAAAUAACAUGCAAGUUUGACCAUGAAUGUAAGGAGCGGCUGGGAGAUCACUCCAUUUGUUACCCAGUUGUGAGUGCAUGCACUUGUACUGUGACUUUUCCAGUGCAGCAUCUGGACACUUACACAGUGUUUAAAACCAUAAUGAGUGCAGCAGUUAAAUAUGGUGGUGGAUUCCACAGAGUUUAACACAUUGUUGUC
Molecule: messenger RNA, 849 nt
Organism: Maylandia zebra (zebra mbuna)
Lineage: Eukaryota; Metazoa; Chordata; Actinopteri; Cichliformes; Cichlidae
Source: RefSeq, a predicted model, not a curated record